AUGCCCACCCACAGUGUGGGCCUCUCCUAUGUCCUCUCCUAUGUCCACAACUUGUAUGUAUACAGAACGGCUUCGCCCUCUAAGGCUAUCGGUAUUGAAUUAGAGGCGAAGCAGGAGGUCAACGCCUCACUGGGCCAUGCGCUACCACCAAGCACAGACCCACCAGACCAGAGCAAACAUGAUAAACCACCCAGUCCCCCGCAGCAUUCGUGGUGGCAUACGCGCAACCACGAUGGCGCAACAUGGGGGAGAUUGAACAGCGUGGAUGCAGGUCCCGUGUAUGACCCCUUCAAUAAAUAUCCGCCUCCUUCUUGUCUCAGCCAAACAGUGAUGAUCGCAUGCAUCAGCCCGUCUGACCGUGACUUCAUGGAGACUCUGAACACAUUAAAGUACGCCAACCGAGCCCGGAACAUCAAGAACAAGGUGAUGGUGAACCAGGACAAAGCCAGCCAGCAGAUCAGCGCUCUGAGGACAGAGAUUGCUCGACUGCAGAUGGAGCUGAUGGAGUACAAGACGGGUAAACGCAUGUCGGGUGAGGAUGGUGUUGAGAGCUUUAGCGACAUGUUCCACGAGAACUCCAUGCUGCUGACAGAGAACAGCAACCUGAGGGUGAGAGUGAAGGCCAUGCAAGAGACCAUUGAUGCCCAGAGGGCACGGCUCACCCAGCUGCUCAGUGACCAGGCCAACCAGACCCUCGCCAGGGCAGGUGAAGGCGGAACUGAAGAAAUUGGAAACAUGAUUCAGAGUUACAUCAAAGAGAUUGAAGACCUCAGGGCCAAACUCCUGGAAAGCGAGGCUGUGAAUGAGCAUUUGAGGAAGAAUCUGUCUCGUGCCUCCAAUCGUCAGUCGUUCUACGGAGGGACCGGCUCCUUCUCCUCCACGGUGCUGGCCCCUGAGAAGGAGACUUCUGACAUCAUUGAACUUGCCAAGAAAGACCUGGAGAAACUAAAGAAACGAGAAAAAAGAAAAAGAAAAGGUAAUAAGACUGAUGUAGACAUACUGUCAUUUGUCACUGAUCUAGAAUUGUUUUUUUCUGAGAGAGAGAGGGAGGAAAGGGAGGAGGUGGUGGUGGUGGUGGUGGAAGAGGUUGAGGAUGCCAGUGCCACCAAGGAUGAAGUUCCUGACAAUGAUCAAGAAAAGGGCACCGAGAAGGAAAUGACAGAAAGGGUCAAUGAGGAUGCAGAAAUGGAGGUCCAGGAAGGCAGCGACCAUGAGGAAGGAGAAGGAGAAGAGGAAGAAGAGGAGGAUGAAGAAGAGAUGGAUGUGGAAGAGAGCUCAGAAGAUUCUGACUCGGAGUCAGAUGAAAAAGAGAACUUCCAGGCCGAUCUGGCCAACAUCACCUGUGAGAUCGCCAUCAAGCAGAAGCUGAUCGACGAGCUGGAGAACAGCCAGCGGCGUCUGCACACACUCAAACAGCAGUACGAACAGAAGCUGAUGAUGCUGCAGUGCAAGAUCAGGGACACCCAGCUGGAGAGGGACCGUGUCCUCCAUAACAUGACAUCAGUAGAAAGCGGCACAGAGGACAAGGCUCGCAAGAUCAAGGCUGAAUAUGAAAAGAAGCUGAGCGUCAUGAACAAAGAGCUUCAGAAGCUACACUCUGCUCAGAAGGAGCACGCCCGACUCCUGAAGAACCAGUCACAGUACGAGAAACAGCUGAAGAAGCUUCAGCUGGAUGUGGCGGAAAUGAAGAAGACAAAGGUCCGUCUCAUGAAGCAGAUGAAGGAGCAGCAGGAGAGGAACAGGAUGAACGAGUCUCGCAGAAACCGAGAAAUUGCUUCAUUAAAGAAAGACCAGCGCAAGCAAGAGCACCAACUAAAGUUACUGGAGGCUCAGAAAAGGCAACAGGAGCUGAUUCUGAGGAGAAAGACCGAGGAGGUGACGGCUCUGAGGAGGCAAGCCAGGCCCACCUCAGGUAAGGUCAUCAGGAAAGUCAAUCUCCCAGAAACAGUCCAGGACUCCCCCCACAGACCGCCAUCUGGACGCAUGUACUCGUCCGGCAACGCUGCUCCCAACGGCACUCGGUCUUCCUACAGGCGCACAGUGGGUGUUUACUCCACCAGAGUCGCCCGCAAUAAAUGGCAGUCUCUGGAGCGACGGAUCUCUGACGUCAUCAUGCAGAGGAUGACCAUUUCCAACAUGGAGGCUGACAUGAACCGCCUCCUCAAGCAACGAGAGGAGCUGACCAAGCGCAAAGAGAAGGUCAUCAGGAAGAGGGACAGGGUGCUCAGGGAGGGGCCAGAGGCAGAGAAGGCAGUGCUUCCCCUAAACGAGGAAGUGGAUGCUUUGACGGCCAACAUUGACUACAUCAAUGACAGCAUCGCAGACUGUCAGGCCAACAUCAUGCAGAUGGAGGAAACCAAGGAGGAAGGCGACACAGUGGACAUCUCUGCUGUUGUUGGUUCCUGUACCCUGACAGAAGCUCGUUUUCUAUUGGAUCACUUCAUGUCAAUGGCUAUCAACAAGGGUCUCCAGGCAGCACAGAAGGAGUCUCAGGUGAAGGUGAUGGAGGGCAGGCUGAAGCAGACCGAGAUCACCAGCGCCACACAGAACCAGUUGCUCUUUCACAUGCUGAAGGAGAAGGCCGAGUUUAACCCAGAGCUUGACGCGCUGCUGGGGAAUGCACUGCAAGAGCUAGGUAACAUCCCGGCUGAAAAUGGGGAUGAUAGCAGCAGUGAUGAGUCUGCCCAGAGCCCUUCUGCAGAGGGAAACACCUUGGCAUCAGAUCUCAUGAAACUCUGUGGUGACACCAAAACGAGAAAUAAGGCUCGUAGAAGAACCACCACUCAGAUGGAGCUGCUGUACGCAAACAGUGACUCCGCCCCCGACGCACCCACUGCAGACUUCUCCAGUCCGAUGCUGCCCUUAGCUGAAACACCAGAUGGGGGAGGAGACAUGGACUCAUCAGGCUCAUCAGUCAGGGACUACACAGCUCUCUCCCCCGGCUUUUCCUCUAAAAUGGGCAGCAUUUCUGGCUCCAGAACUUCAUCUGGGGUGGAAAAGCGAGCGCCGGAGCCCUCCCCGCUCUCUCGCAGGAAGACCUACGACAAGGCACACGCAGCUGCCGACAGGGCAAAAGUCAAGGAGAUUAAACAGGGCGUCAUUAACCCGGUGCCAGCUACUAAGAGCAGUCGGCAGGCGACAUUACAGUGUGUCCAUGUGGCAGAGGGCCACAGUAAAGCUGUUCUCUGUGUCGACUGCACUGAUGACCUUCUCUUCACCGGAUCCAAAGACCGGACCUGUAAGGUGUGGAAUCUGGUGACGGGUCAGGAGAUAAUGUCCCUGGCUGGUCACCCGAACAACGUGGUGUCAGUCCGCUACAGCUCCAGUUUGGUUUUCACCGUCUCCACCUCCUCUAUCAAAGUCUGGGACAUCCGGGACUCAGCCAAGUGCAUCCGAACACUAACGUCGUCUGGUCAGGUUAGUGUUGGGGAAGUCUGUGCGUCUAACACCAGCCGAACGGUCACCAUCCCAGCAGGAGAGAAUCAGAUCAACCAGAUCGCUCUCAACCCUAACGGGACGGUCCUGUACGCUGCCGCCGGAAACUCAGUCAGAGUCUGGGAUCUACGAAGAUUUGCAUCCACAGGGAAACUUACUGGUCACCUCGGUCCAGUGAUGUGCCUGACUGUGGAUCGGUCUGGAAACAACCAAGACCUGGUGAUCACUGGGUCCAAGGACCACUACAUCAAGCUGUUUGAUGUGACUGAAGGCUCUCUGGGGAGCAUCAGCCCAACACACAACUUUGAACCUCCCCAUUACGAUGGAAUCGAGUCACUGGUGGUCCAGGGGGACAUUUUCUUCAGCGGCUCUCGAGACAACGGUAUCAAGAAGUGGGACCUGGAUCGCAAAGACCUGCUGCAGCAAGUCCCGAACGCCCACCGUGACUGGGUGUGUGCGCUGGGUGUUGUCCCUGGGUCCCCAGCCCUGCUGAGCGGCUGCAGAGGUGGGGUGCUCAAGCUGUGGCACACAGACACUCUGGGGACUCUGGGGGAGCUGAAGGGUCACGAGAGCCCCAUCAACAGCAUCUCUACCAACAGCAGCCACCUGUUCACCGCCUCAGAUGACCGGACUGUGAAGAUCUGGCGUGCACGUGGUGGACUGGACAGCACCAUAGAGGUGGUUGACAAUGCGGACGAGGUGGCCAGUAACUGAACACAGCGCCACCUGCCGGGUUUGAUUCUGGAAGGAUAUUAACAGCAUCUUUUGAUGCUGCUGCCCUGCACUUUGACUCCUAACUUAUCAAGCCCAAUGCUGACUCCUAAAACGCGUACCUUCUAUGCCAUGUAACCUGUAUGACUGACCCAGCAGGACAUUAAACAUUAAACUAGCAUAAUAAUUAUUUUUCUUAGACUCUGUAUGCUCAGAGGGUCGUGGUAAUCAGUUGCCGUUCACCAUAGUGUUAAUGACUCUUUGCAGCAUAAACUCAUCUUUAUGUCUUUUGCGCUGUAGACAAUAUGUCACUGUGGAUCAUGAUAAGAACUUUUAUUCACAAGACAUUUAAGAGUUGAACCCGACAAACACACUAUCAAUAUCUAUGCUGCUCAGCUCUGUUUAGCGCUGUAGCAGGAUAAAGUACACCUGCAGACACACUGUUACCCCGGAAAAGGGUAGCAGUGUGUUUUGUUAGAUUAGGGAAAAAUAGGGAGUAAGUGUUAGAGGAGAAAAAGGUGACAGAGCUAACGGGUUGGUAGCUGGUCUUCGCAACCCAGUUCUCUGGUUUCUUGGGAUUGUUGCACUCGAAGCAGAACCAAUGUCCCUGUGCUCCCUUUCUCCACCAUAUAACACAAGUGGCUUUACUGUAUGUGAAAAAGACAAAUCACCGUUCCCCUUAACUUUCCUCUCCUGCUUUUGUGCUGCUCAAUUUCUGCAGCUGUUUAAGAUCAGCGACCAAAAUUGUGAAAACUUGUCGUCUUUGCUGUCCUGCACUGCACUCGUGAACAGAACACACUGAACAUUAACAGUCCCACUUAAAGCAAAGAUUUGACAUUUUGGGAAAUACACCUAUUUGCUUAAUUGAUGUGAGUUUGACGAUACACAUCAGACUGUUAAAUAUAAGGCUGCAAUCAGCAGCUGGUUAGCUUAGCUAAGCAUAGAGUGUGGAAACGUGGAAACGGCUAGCUUGGUUCUUCCAACACAUUUGACCAACAGCACCUCUAGAGCUCACUAAUGAUUGUUUGAUCUGUGCAGAUGACAAAUGACAAUUUCUGGAUUAAACAAACAAAAUAAGGAGGUGCUGCUAGGCAGAUUUUGUUACCUUCAGCCAGAAACAGGCUAGUUGUUUCCCAUUUGCUUCCAGUCUUUAAGCUAAGCUAAGCUAAGCUGACUGACUGCUGGCAGAAAGCAAAUAAGCGUAAUUCCCAAAAUGUCAAACUAUUCCUUUAACUCUUGCGCACUUGUGAAAACCGACAUAAUUAGUCUUUGAGAUACAAUUAAUCCUUCUUAAAUGUGAGCAGGUUCAAUGUUUGAGGAUAUUCUACACUUGUUGUCUAUGUUAUUUCAUCCUAUGUAAAAACGUAUGCUCACUCUUCACAUUGCAGUUAGCACUCACUGAACCUACACUACUGACUUGUCGUCUAACACCCAUGCUGCGCUCACCUUCUUCAACCCUAUGAGAGGGCUUCUUUUCAUGGACUCCGGGUGAAGUCCGCUCAGUACCGAGCAAUGUGUAUAUAUAUGUAAUAGUAUCUUUUUGUUUUUGGAGAGGAGAGGCCUUCAGACUCUGCCAGUGUUGUAAGCCCAGCCAUGUUGACCGAUGUCUGUCUCCCAGUUCAGAUCCUUGUGGGGACUUCCUGGAGACACUUGUGGUCUCCCUGAUGUAACUGAUCUGUUUAUUGCGAUUGUGUGCUGUCACUUAUGAAUGUUCAGUGAAACAGCAGUUGUAGGCAUUAUUGGGGUACAUAUCUAGUGUAUGUAAACAAUGUAUUUUUAAAAAAAAAAAUCUGACUGAAUGUUAGUUUUGUGGGACCACCGAUCUGAACGCAGUCUCACACGAGAACCGAGAGGUGCUUUAAAAAAGUGGACGGACCUUUUCCUCCAGUGAGGUGGCAGAUUAUGUUUAGUGGCCUACGGUUAGUUAUGUCCCCCACCCUCUCUGUUUUGUUUGUUAUGCUGUCCCUGUUCCACAUAUCCUGGGAAUUUCCCCUCUGGAGUUUUAGUAGCCAUUCUCAAUUGACAGACUCUGUAGCGAUUCUAAUGUCAGAUGCCUGGUGAGAAUAAAUGUCAUCUGUCAAAAACAA
Molecule: messenger RNA, 6233 nt
Organism: Micropterus salmoides (largemouth bass)
Lineage: Eukaryota; Metazoa; Chordata; Actinopteri; Centrarchiformes; Centrarchidae
Product: kinesin-like protein KIF21A
Exons: 30
Coding region: 1-4149 (1382 amino acids)
Biological process (GO): microtubule-based movement; mitotic spindle organization
Molecular function (GO): microtubule binding; microtubule motor activity; ATP binding
Source: RefSeq, a predicted model, not a curated record